This is a messenger RNA of Conger conger (European conger), 2162 nucleotides long. RefSeq names its product Fli-1 proto-oncogene, ETS transcription factor (gene fli1). Gene Ontology annotation, biological process: cell differentiation; regulation of transcription by RNA polymerase II. Lineage: Eukaryota; Metazoa; Chordata; Actinopteri; Anguilliformes; Congridae. The coding region runs from base 208 to 1584 and encodes 458 amino acids. Gene Ontology annotation, cellular component: nucleus. Gene Ontology annotation, molecular function: DNA-binding transcription factor activity, RNA polymerase II-specific; sequence-specific DNA binding. The record is from RefSeq and is a predicted model, not a curated record. The transcript has 10 exons.
CCUGCAUCAGAGAAGCGUUUUCAUUCAUACAUCCCGGCACACCGUCCGCCUUUUCGAAAUAACUGUCAACCGUGGUAGGAACUUUUUUUCGUAAAGGGACUAAUUAUUUAUAUUGAGGAAUAAUUUGAUUGAAAGACUUGCCAACUACAACGAAGAUAUCGAGAGGGUCGGUAAAGUGAACAUUUUAGGCCUUUUCCUUCGAAGAAAAUGUUCCAGACUGUUCCAGACACCGCGUCUUACGUCAAGGAGGCGCUGUCAGUGGUGAGCGAAGACCAGUCUUUGUUCGAGCCGCCAUACGCUGCUGCUGCUCCCCUCCCCAAGGCUGAUAUGACUGCAUCGGGCACGCAGGACUACGGGCAGCCUCACAAGAUCAACCCCUUACCCCCACAGCAGGAGUGGAUCGGCCAGCCCGUACGUGUCCAUGUCAAGAGGGAAUACGACCACAUGAAUGGAUCCAGGGAGUCCCCGGUCGACUGCAGCGUGGGGAAAUGCAAUAAGCUGGUGGGCGGAACAGACGGCUCUCAGAUGAACUACGGGAGUUACAUGGAUGAGAAGAACGGACCGCCCCCAAACAUGACCACCAAUGAGAGGCGGGUCAUCGUCCCGGCAGACCCCUCCCUCUGGUCACAUGACCACGUGCGGCAGUGGCUGGAUUGGGCCAUCAAGGAGUACGGCCUGCUGGAGAUCGACGCCGCGCUCUUCCAGAACACGGACGGCAAGGAGCUCUGCAAGAUGAGCAAGGAGGACUUCCUGAGGCUCACGUCCGUCUACAACGCCGAAGUCCUGCUCUCGCAUCUCAAUUACCUCAGGGAAAGCAGCUCGUCGCUAACAUACAACACCCCAUCUCACACUGACCAGCCCCCACGCCUGGCCGUGAAGGAAGACACCUCAUAUGAAGCAGCACGGAGGACAGGCUGGUCGAACAACAUGCACAGCGGAAAAGGCCCUCCGGCAGUCACACAGAGCAUGUCCAAGACUCCUGAGCAACAACAGAGGACACAGCCAGAUCCCUACCAGAUCCUGGGCCCCACCAGCAGUCGCCUAGCCAACCCAGGCUCGGGACAGAUCCAGCUGUGGCAGUUCCUGCUGGAGCUGCUGUCGGACAGCGCCAACGCCGCCUGCAUCACGUGGGAGGGCACCAACGGCGAGUUCAAGAUGACGGACCCGGACGAGGUGGCGCGGCGCUGGGGCGAGCGCAAGAGCAAGCCCAACAUGAACUACGACAAGCUGAGCCGCGCCCUGCGCUACUACUACGACAAGAACAUCAUGACCAAGGUGCACGGCAAGCGCUACGCCUACAAGUUCGACUUCCACGGCAUCGCGCAGGCCCUGCAGCCCCACCCCACGGAGUCCUCCGUCUACAAGUACCCCUCGGACCUGGCCUACGUGCCCCCCUACCACGCGCACCAGCAGAAGGUCAACUUCGUCUCCCCCCACCCCGCCUCCAUGCCCGUCACCUCCUCCAACUUCUUCGGACCCAGCGCCCCCUACUGGAGCUCGCCGAGCGGCGGGAUCUACCCGAACCCCGGCGUGGCCCGGCACCCCAACUCCCACGUGCCGUCCCACCUGGGCAGCUACUAUUAAAACUACCCCCCCUCCCCCCCCGCGCUCUACUCCCCAAACGCCCCCUGGCACUCACAGAGGCAGGAGGACCGUCCACCGCCUUUACAUCCGAUAAAACCUUGGAAUUAAAAGUAAAGAUGCUGAAUUAAAGGAUUUACGGUUCUCAAAAGGAGGGAAUACAAUGGAUUUCAUCGUCCAGUCUUAAAUGGAGUCCUACUACUACUUCACUGUAUGUUUUUGUUUCUGUGCCGGGGCGGGGGAGGGGUGUGUGUAUGUCUUAUGUGCUGGGCGGGGGAGGGUAUGUCUUAUGUGCGUUUUUUUGUGCCUUUCUUCGUCUGAAGCUGCACUCGGAGCUGGGGUAGUCAGAAUUGCCCCUCUGCCCCCUCCCCAAAAACUGUACCCCCAUAUCAUGGGCAUUAUGGGACCAUUCAGGCCUUUUGACUGUUGUGUGCCGUGCCAGACCCUGUCCUGGGCUCCUGCGGGCCUCAAACUGUCCUGCUUCUGAAAAACCCCCUUCCAGCCCCACCAAACCAUUGUCUGCCAGGCCCGGGGACUUCCCAGUCAGUCUGUCCGUCCGUCCGUAUCCUGUCUGGACCCCC